GGCCUCUCGCUGCCGCUCUACGCCUACGGGGGCGGCGGCCCAGAGGCCACGCCGCGGAUGGCCGCACGCGAAGGGCCGGAGGCGUCGUCUGCCGCCGGCCUGCCCGCGCCGCUGGUCUCGCCGCUGGGGGCGCAGAUGCGGUCGCCACAAGAGCUCGAAGCGCUUGCUGCUGGCGAGCAUACAACAUCCACGCGUGAAAGGACCCUUCCUCUGGCAUUUCCCCUUCCCUCACAUAUGGCAGCAUCCACCGAAAAUCGCCCUGGCGUUUUUGGACCCAGGUGUUCUUGUGGGAGAGCACGCAAUUGA
This is a messenger RNA of Prorocentrum cordatum, 306 nucleotides long. The record is from the annotation of a GenBank genome assembly. NCBI's taxonomy places the organism in Eukaryota, Dinophyceae, Prorocentrales, Prorocentraceae.